AUGGUUGUUGUUGGAUGUAGGCCUAAUGUGGGUACUUAUGGGUCUUUGAUUGACGGAUUGUGUAAAACGGGGAAGAUAAGUGUUGCUAUUAAGUUGCAUGAAGAGAUGGUUAAUGGGAAUGGAGGAUUUGGUGUUAUUUGUAGGCCAAAUGUUGUUAGUUAUAAUAUUAUAAUUGAUGGCCUUUGUAAGGCUGGAUUAAUUGAGAAGGGUAAGAGUUUAUUUACUGAGAUGAUUCAAAGAGGUGUGGAUCCAAACGUUUAUACCUACAGCAUUUUAAUAAAUGGUUUUUACUUGACAUACAGAAUUGGUGAUGCAAGGGCAUUGUUUGAUUUUAUAACCAGGAAGCGGUAUAGACCUGAUGUUUGCUACACUACUUUAAUCAAUUGGUGUGGCAAGAAUAAAGAAGUCAAAAGAGCUCUUUAUCUUUAUCGAGAGACAAUUUUAAAAGGAAUUAGGCCUGAUGUGAUUACAUAUAGCACCUUGUUAACUGGUCUUUUUCUUAAAGGUAAUGUAAAAGAUGCACGAAAUUUAGUUGGUGAGAUGCGACUUAAUGGUGUUUUUCCUAAUUCCUAG
Molecule: messenger RNA, 573 nt
Organism: Pistacia vera
Lineage: Eukaryota; Viridiplantae; Streptophyta; Magnoliopsida; Sapindales; Anacardiaceae
Product: pentatricopeptide repeat-containing protein At1g62914, mitochondrial-like
Exons: 1
Coding region: 1-573 (190 amino acids)
Molecular function (GO): protein binding
Source: RefSeq, a predicted model, not a curated record